This is a messenger RNA of Otolemur garnettii (small-eared galago), 267 nucleotides long. RefSeq names its product acyl-CoA binding domain containing 7 (gene ACBD7). Gene Ontology annotation, biological process: fatty acid metabolic process. Bases 1 to 267 code for a protein of 88 amino acids. The record is from RefSeq and is a predicted model, not a curated record. Gene Ontology annotation, molecular function: fatty-acyl-CoA binding. NCBI's taxonomy places the organism in Eukaryota, Metazoa, Chordata, Mammalia, Primates, Galagidae. The transcript has 4 exons.
AUGUCCUUGCAGGCUGAUUUUGACAGAGCUGCGGAAGAUGUCAGGAAGCUGAAAUCAAGGCCAAAUGAUGAAGAACUGAAGGAACUAUAUGGGCUUUACAAACAGGCUAUCCUUGGAGACAUUAAUAUUGAGUGUCCAGCCAUGUUAGAUUUAAAAGGCAAGGCCAAAUGGGAAGCCUGGAACCUCCAAAAAGGGUUGUCGAAGGAAGAUGCGAUGAGUGCGUAUAUUUCUAAAGCAAAAGAACUGAUAGAAAAAUAUGGAAUUUAA